AUGGACCCUCCAUCAACAAGCUCCGGCCCUCGAGAGCUCAAGGACGCCCGCGCGACCAGCUCAACCAGCCUCAACAGCGCUGUGUCCAACUCGUCGGCUUCCCAUAAACCUCCCUCCUUCUCCCAACGAUCUCCAUCCGUAUCCAUAUCCGCUGGCUCUGGCCAGAGCGCGGCCAAGUCCGCCCAUCGCCAGAGCUUCGCCGAGAACCUGCGCAAUGCGCCAUCUUCACCCCGCUCCCAGCGCCAUCCAUCCUUUACACAGGCAGCCCUUCAGGAGCUUCUCAAUCACCCUCCCGCCGGAAACAAGCAUGCGAAUCCGAAAUUCGCUGGUCGUGACUGGCGCGAUAUCGCGGUCGGGGAGCUUGUGUCGCCCGAGGACGUCAAGUGGGUGGAGCUCGACAACAGCAUCGAAGAAGCUACCAAGCUCCUCCUUAAGAGCACCACCAAUGUCGUUCUGGUCCGCGAGGAUGCUUCCACCCAAACCGCCACAUCCACCUUCGACUACACUGAUCUCAAUUAUUACCUGCUCGUCGUCGUCGGACUCGCCAAACCCGAGGAGGACCAGGUCGAAAUAUUUAACUCGAUUCUAUCCAAGGCCCAACAAGGUGGUGAAAUUCCCCUUCGAGACGUCAUGCCCCUGUUCCGCAAGGAAUCGCUGGUCACGCUGCCUGGCAGUGAGAACCUCGCUCAGGCCAUCCAGAUCCUCGGCAGCGGUAUUCACCGCCUGUUGGUGACAGCGCCUAACGGUGAUGUCGUGGGCAUUGCAAGUCAGCUACGGAUCGUCGAGUUUUUCUGGAAUGAGGGCGUUAACUUUGCCUCGAUUGACCGGCUCUACCCUGUUAUGCUCCGGGAUCUAGGCAUUGGUACAAAGGAGAUUGUCUCUGUCAACUCUGACUCGCCCUUAUCCGACGCCCUCACUCUUAUGAACAAUGAAGGUCUCACCAGUGUCGCCGUGGUUGAUAACGGUCUGAACGUGGUGGGCAAUAUCUCGACCAAGGAUGUUCGACACUUGACCAAGAGCUCCAAUGCUCACCUGCUCAACUCGUCAUGCAUGAACUUUAUCUCGGUGAUUCUGAACGAGCGAGGCGUCGAACACGGCCGGGACGUGUUCCCCGUAUUUUAUGUCAACCCCUACUCGACUCUAGCUCACACCGUCGCCAAACUUGUCGCUACCCGAUCGCAUCGAAUGUGGGUGGUAGAGUCAGCAUCUCCUUCGCCCUCAGCUCCUGCGACGCCCUUGAUGGGACCUCAGGGAUUCACCAGCACAGCUGCACCACCGCCGCCCGCUGCGCAGCCCGCACCCAGCGCGCCUGCGAAUCCCACGCCUCCGUCGCCCAUUGUCGCCGCAGCAAUACCAGCAUCCCCGGUCCCCACGUCUGCAGUGCCCGCCUCUGCCAUGGCGGGCGCACGGCUUUCGGGCAGGUUGAGUGGCGUCAUCUCGCUGACAGAUGUGCUUAACAUGUUUGCGAGGUCGACGGGUCUCAACCCUGCAGACCCUGGCGAGCAGCGAGCACGACGGAGACGAAGCUCCAGCAGUUCGGUGCGACCCAGUUUCGAAUCGUCGCGUGCGAGCAUCGACCUACGGAGGUGA
Fusarium keratoplasticum is the source of this 1590-nucleotide messenger RNA. RefSeq names its product Protein SDS23. Gene Ontology annotation, biological process: cellular response to glucose starvation; regulation of mitotic metaphase/anaphase transition. Gene Ontology annotation, molecular function: protein serine/threonine phosphatase inhibitor activity. The coding region runs from base 1 to 1590 and encodes 529 amino acids. Lineage: Eukaryota; Fungi; Ascomycota; Sordariomycetes; Hypocreales; Nectriaceae. The transcript is spliced from 3 exons. The record is from RefSeq and is a predicted model, not a curated record.